AAAGAAAACAAAACCAAGAAGCAGAGUUGCCAAAUAAGGCUAAAAGUUUAGAAAAAUCCAUUCUAGGUACCUUAGCAAAUGCAAACAAAACAGUAGGUUUUAAUGAAAACUAUAUUGGUAAGGAACCUCUGACCAAAAGUCAAGACCAAAACUCUCUCUCUCUCUCCACUCCGAUUUUUG
Cetraspora pellucida is the source of this 180-nucleotide messenger RNA. The record is from the annotation of a GenBank genome assembly. Lineage: Eukaryota; Fungi; Glomeromycota; Glomeromycetes; Diversisporales; Gigasporaceae.